Molecule: messenger RNA, 981 nt
Organism: Colletotrichum siamense
Lineage: Eukaryota; Fungi; Ascomycota; Sordariomycetes; Glomerellales; Glomerellaceae
Exons: 2
Coding region: 1-981 (326 amino acids)
Source: RefSeq, a predicted model, not a curated record
AUGCAAUAUGCUCCAUCUAUCGCAGACAGCCAGUACACUGAUGUCUCUCUCCCUCCAUCACCGCCUCUUCGCAUGUGCAAAUCAACCUUAUUCGAAGUACUCCACCGUAUCGGGCAUGUCUUCUCCCACGUACAGUACGCUGUCUGCGGCACCGCUGCCAUGGUGGCCUUUGGCUUUGACAGACGCAAGCCGACGCACAUUAGCAUUGUCUGCCCGUCCCACACUAGAUACGUACUGGCUUCGUGGGCCGUGGCCGGCGGCAUGGCUCUGUACCCAUCCAAACCCAACGAGAUUGGCGUCCCCGUCGACGGAGACACGUGGAUGAUCCAGGUGAAGUACCUCGAGACGGACGACAAUCACAGAUUCGAACGGCUAGACGCUUUUCACUUCAACUUUGGGUGUAAUGAUGUUACCACGGCGGUCUUGACCCCGGCAGCUCAACUCGAACAGAUUGCCCAGGUGUACAUCAACCCGCGGUACAACCAGAGCUGGCGGUACAAGGAGAGGUUAGGAGGCGAUGCCAUCUGGCUGUUGGAGCAGAUGUGUAAGGAGGACGUGCACAAGGUUGGUAUGAAUUUGAGGAAUGCGAAUGUCCCGACGAUCAGGGACCAGAGGUUUUGGCUUGUCUUCACGACGGCGCAUCCGGAGGCAGUGGGGUUAUUUUACGAUGCUGGAUUAAGAGAUGAAGAGGAAGAGGUGAGUAUCAGCGAACGGGGAAAUCGACAGGAGUGUGGGCAGCAGCAUGAGCAAGACCAUGCACAUACGCAAGAGUAUGAACAAGACCAUGCGCACACGCAGGAGUACGCGCACGAGUAUGAGCAGGAGUAUGAGCGGGAGAUUGAGCAAGAGUAUGAUCAGGAUCAGGGCCCUGAGCAGGAGCAGAGAGGAGAGCGGGCGUUCGAGACGCAGAUCAUCUCGGGUCCGUUCCCGCUCCCGCACUCGCACCGACCAGGGGCCUCGCCGCCGGCGACGGCCAUCUGA